CAAAUAAAAAAUAAAAAUAUGAGUCGCGAAAAAAUUGAAAUAAAAGACAUUGAGAAGAAAAGCUCACAGAUUGAGACGUUUUUUGAACACCUAGAUGGUCUGUUUAGAGAGGUUGAUGCACAAGUGAGACUGUGUAAUUUCGGUGUGGGUAUCUUGGUCGACUCUCCUACUGGACAACCGUAUGUGUUCAAAUGUCCAUGCUUCAACUCUGUGGCUGCAUGUUUUGGAAACCCUUAUUCGAGGAGAUCGAAAAGAUCAUCUCCGUCCUCGUUGAGGCAAGCCAGGAUUCUCAAGAGUCAAGCCAAACUUGAUCGUCUCACAGACGACUUGGAACGACAGAAAGAGAUUGAAGAGUUUUUGGAUAGACAACUAGAGGCCCCUAAAAGUUACAAUGGGAAGAAGACUAUAGAUCUAACCUUGGAGGAGCUAAUUGCCUUAAAAGAAAAGUUUGAAGUUGUUCUGGAUAAUAUGAAGCAUAACAAUACGGAGAUGAAAGAAGCUACUUGAUGCUCUCAAACAAUAAGAUGAACUGAAGAAGAAGAAAAAUAAUAUUAAUAUCUAGUACUAUAUAUCAUACAAGAUCGAUCCUUGUUUGAUUUUUUCCUUCAAAAAGUUAUUAAAUAAUUUCGGUGGUGUAAUAUUUGAAGCAAAUCACUUUUUUUUAUCUUUUCGUAUUGUUAAUUGGAUUAUCAUAAUGAAUUUAGUUUUCUAAUUUAUUAUGAACACAUCUUUCAUGCUUUUUUGAUGAGUUUCUGUAAUGCUUCAGCCGACUCUAUCAAUGGGCUUCUUUCAUGUAUGACGGU
This is a messenger RNA of Thlaspi arvense, 803 nucleotides long. NCBI's taxonomy places the organism in Eukaryota, Viridiplantae, Streptophyta, Magnoliopsida, Brassicales, Brassicaceae. The record is from the annotation of a GenBank genome assembly.